UUUUUCAUCUUAUUAAAAAAUUAAUUAAAGUUAGUUAUGAAACGAUCACCGGAAAUAAACUGGAAUUUCCGGCGUUGUCUGUUGGAUCUAUCGUUGUGAUUGGAGACAAGAAUUGCGUCUCACUAGAAAGAACGAAUAGCGUGAUGUUAAUACAGGCUCAGAGGGAAUCGGAAACUGUUGCUGACUCUCUUUCUUUCGGUCAUAAGCCGGCACCGGUUCACCAUAAGAACCGACUGUGACGCGUGCCAACCGUUCCGAAAUUAUUCUUGUGCGCAGUACACCGUUGCUUUUACCGAUCUCGUCGGUUCAGCCAGCCCUAUUUGUAUUUUUCUGCCGUGAUUUUAACGUGGUAAGCUCUAAACGGUACGCGAUGGCGGCGGUUGACUGUUACCAGAAUCAAGCCCAGAACGAAGGUACCGGCCAACAGUCACAAACCCAACAGCAACAACAAUCACAGCAACAUCAGCCUCAGCAGCAACAAGCCACCGCCGGAAUUCCAGGCAAGGAUGACGAACGCAAACUUUUCGUUGGUGGUUUGUCGCGUAAUACCACGGACAAGGAAUUACGGGAUCAUUUUGGCAAAUUUGGAGAGAUUGAAAGCAUUUCCGUUAAAAUUGAUCCAUAUACUGGUAUUUCACGAGGUUUCGCGUUUAUGGUAUUUACCAAUCCUAAAACAAUCGACAAACUUUUGGCGUCUGGCGAGCAUUAUAUCAACAAACGAAAGGUGGAUCCAAAACGGGUGAGUAAAAAGCCCCAGCAUGGUAAAAUUUUUGUAGGUGGCCUUACUCCUGAAAUCACUGACGAAGAUAUCAAAUCAUAUUUUGGGCAAUACGGUACAAUUGUUGAAUUGCAAGCACCGUUUGAUAAGGUAAAAAACCAGAGAAAAGGUUUUUGCUUCAUAACUUUUGACUCUAAAGAAGUUGUAUAUAAACUAUUGAAAACACCGAAACAAACGAUAAAUGGUAAAGAAGUGGAUGUCAAAAAAGUAAAAGUCAAUCCAGAUCCAAGGAAUCAAGGAUUCUGGGGUCCGGGCUAUGGUUACGGAUACGGUGGAGGUUAUGGCUACAUUCCUGAAUACUGUAAUGGCUAUCAAGGAGGAUACGACGAUAUGUACGCAAACUAUGAUUAUGCUGGUUACGAUGGGUAUGACAAUAUGGGAUACGGGGCUCAAGGUAAGCCAAGAGGAAACGGUCAGGGACCGCGUCAGUUUCAAAGACAUCAACCAUAUUAAAAAUGGGUGUAUAAAUCUUACAUACUCAGAACUUGGUGAUACAGCAAGAAUAUAGUAAGGAGUAGACCAACUUUAUUUGAAUACAGUCUGAGACUGAGAUAGAGAAAAUUGGGAUAAAUGAACUUCUGGGGUCUUUGUCAAACUCCUUUUAAAGCCCCAAAUUCUCUAAUCUAUGUACGUCGAGUCUGUAAAAUACUAGAUAGUCUAUGUACAUUUAUUAAAAGAACAAAUGAAGUUUUCGUUCAUUUGCAAUUGGUGUAAUCUAAGAGGUCAAACAAAAAAAAUCGUGUCUUUUUUUCUGUCUGUGCACAUUUUCUCAUUUAUCACGCGAUACAACUAUUAUUGUGACCAUUAAUAUGGAAACUAUUAAAUUAAGAGACUACUCUAAUGAAAAGAAAUUUUUCAUACGUACAGCUGUCUUUAUCUUACAUAUAAGCUAUAGAUAAAGUAAAAAUUAAAAUAACUGAUUUACUCCUAUUUUCUUGUUAUUCAUGAUUCAUAAUACUAACAUGUAUAUCUUAUAAUUUAAUACUCUAAUUAUUCUUUAGCAUCUUAAGUUGCAUUACUAAAGUAUUGUUUAUUAUAUGCUUGGUGUUAUUCUUAUUGCAAGAAAUGCAACACUGUGUCGUUUAUAUACAAUAGGACGUUAUGUCGAUAAACAGUUUCAGUUCAGAAAACACUCGUCGGUUAGAGGUAAUCGAUAGAUAUAAAAACAAAUUACCAUUCAUGGACCAAUGGUUCGUACUCCUAAUUAAACAUACUUCUUCCUCGUAAAUUUAUAACCUAUACGUAUUAUCUAUUAUCAUCUAUUUGUUUAUAAUCUAAACUAAGUCCUGUAACUUAUAUGAGUUGUAAGGUAUCAUAGGAUACAUACGCAUGUUUCGUAUGUUAUAUGUAUAUACGUGUACACAUAGGUAUUGUACACGUGUGCGGAUUAGUAUAUAAAUGAAAUAGAAAUUAAGAGAAAGAUAAAAAUAUUUGAAAAUGAAUAUAAUUAAAAUAUGAACGUCCUGGGUAGAUACGCGAAGAGUGCGCGAGUGGUAGAAGAUGGUUACAAAAUAUUCUAAAAUAUUUGAGAGUCAUAGAAAAAAAAGAGCAAUAAGUAUGCUGUAACUUACACAAUUGUCUUUAUAAUUUUAUUAUUAUACAUCUAAUACCGUUUUUUUUCUUUCAUUACGUUCAAAUUGCAACAAUGAAUACAGUUUGAUGUAAACUUGAUUUGUUCGAUCAAGUGGUUUUAAAAAAUUACACUCGUGUACUCCUGUGUUAUGUGAAAGGUAUAAAAAUAUUGCAAAAACGAUCGUGGUUUAUCAUAUUGAAACAAACGUUUUGUAAACACUGAAUUAACAGAAUGUUUAAAGUGAAAAUAUAAAUCACUAUAAUUUAGAUUAUGACAUUUUUUUUUUUUUCUUUUUUGCAUUUGCAUCGUAUAGCAGUUACUGUCCUGUGUACAAAGACUGCUCUUCAUAUCGCAAGAAGACUGUUAACGUAUAGUGUAUCAUUUGAUAUGAUACAAAUUGUAGAAAAUCUGACAGCCAACAGAUCUUGUGAUUAUCUGAACAAAAUUCUUGAAAAAUGACAGCAUUAUAGCAAAUGUAGAUAUGGUAUUAUGGAACUAUCUCUAAGUACAUCGAAAUUAUAUUACACACAAGGCUGAUAAGGCUUUAAACAUUCAAGUUUUUCUCAGAUGUUGCAAAAGUAUUGAAAGUUUGGCUUAAAUAUAUUUCAUUAUACACGUGCAAACGAAAAAUAAAUCGUUCUCUUAAAAGAGAUUUUAAGCCAAGCUAAUUGUGCUUUUGAAGUUAAAUCUGUAUACUGUGUAUACCAUAUUUGCUGCGUGUGAAAAAUAUAUAUACAUAUAUAUAUAUAUAUAUAUAUAUAU
This is a messenger RNA of Osmia lignaria (orchard mason bee), 3113 nucleotides long. RefSeq names its product RNA-binding protein squid. NCBI's taxonomy places the organism in Eukaryota, Metazoa, Arthropoda, Insecta, Hymenoptera, Megachilidae. The record is from RefSeq and is a predicted model, not a curated record. Gene Ontology annotation, biological process: regulation of gene expression. Gene Ontology annotation, cellular component: nucleoplasm; chromatin. Gene Ontology annotation, molecular function: RNA binding.